AAAGCCAGAUCUUAUUUUUUACAGUGCAUGUGUUUUAAAUAAACAUUUUUUUAAACAGUUUUAUCCACUAAAAUAAGAGUUUGGACAGCUAAAAUCUUUAUUAAUAGAAAGAUAACGUAUUUAUUUGAAAAAAAAAACUAAAUAAAUUUAAUAUAUUUUAAAUAUCUCUUGAUUUUUCCUUUUUACUAAUUGUAUUUAAGAUUUUCCCCUGACAUAUUAAAUUAGGUGUACACAUUUGAACAGUAAUCUUGAGUUAUUUGUUAGAGUAGUCCAGUUUUGGCUUACUGAAUAAUCUAAUGUAAACGCACACGUAGAGAAUAUCAUUAUAUAGGCUAUGACAUUAUACAAACACAAUAACCUGAAAUACAGAAAAAAAGAACAUCACAUGUCCUUGACCCAUAUUAAUCACAAUCCUCAACUGUCAGACAUCAUGCAUUAUCGCUUUGUAGACAGAGCCUGGAGCAUUCCAAGUGUUCUCAACAGCAGACUUCUGCAUCACCCAACUUUAUGCUGAACAAACAAUAGUCAAUGAAAGAGGGAGGAACCAUUGCCGCUCCAGGUGUCGCACCAAACACACGGGCCACUUCGCUGUCCAUCCGUCUCGAUCUGGAUCAACGUCGUGUCGUGUCAUCACAUUGUUUCCUCGAACUGCAAAACCUACACGAUCCGAUCGCUUUGAUUUGCGAUUUCAACGCCGAAGUCGUCCGGAAACUGCGGAUGCCACUCAGUUUGCCAUCAUCUCGGAGUGUCACCUUGCGUUUGUGCCGUUGCCCCACAACUUCAUUACGUCAUUUUUAUGGACCGAGGUGACCAGAAUGAAGCAAACCCUCAGCUGGUAAGAUGAUUCAUUGGAGAAAAAGCUCCAGACAUAUUCCAGACAAAACCAACACUGUCAACACAGAAUUUCCAACAAUGACACGUUUGACAAAGAGAACUUUUACUCAGACCGAAUGACUACAGGCGAGACAGACUUAAUAGAAUCUAAUAAAUUGGACAACAGAUAGCAGCUCAGUGGAAAUUUCAAGCCUUGAAAUGGAGGUGGAAAGGCCAGAAGUCUCAGAACAAGAGCCCUUCUCCAAGGGUGGCCAUGACAACCCUGAUGUCAAGAAGAGCCGGGGACACACUUGUGAACUCUGUGGAAGAAGUUUUCCUUUCCUCAGCUCAUUGUCCCAGCACAUGAGAAAGCACACCGGGGAGAAACCCUACAAAUGUCCUCAUUGUGAGCACCGCUCAGCCCAAAAGGGCAGCUUAAAGGCCCACAUACGCAGCCACAAACUGGAUGGUCUUAGCCAGAGUGGCGGGGGCGAGGAGGAAGAUAUGGACGAGGAAGGGGAAAAGGAAGGAGGGGUGCCAGAAGAUCAAGGUAGUUGCUCUAGUCCAACUGAGAGUACCUCGGCUUGCAACAAGGUUGUGAGUGGUGAGGAUGCAACCAAAAUGAGGAAGAAAAGUGGAAAGAAGGAAAGAAUCCCUGGUGAGAGUGGUAAACAGUCAGUGCAGUGUUCUUUGUGCAGGAAAAGAUUGUCCGGUCAGGCAGAGCUUGAAAAGCAUAUGCAGGAGCUUCACAAGGUCUUGCGAUGUGAACUGUGCCCUUAUGAGACCCAGCAGGAGGACCAACUGCAGGCUCACGUUGAGAAGGAUCAUCCAAGUGAUGAGGAAUCUAUCACCAAAGAAGUGUCUACCAGCGAAGAAACUGAUGGUAUACUUGGUAAAGGCGAGUUCCCAUGUGAGCAAUGUGACCAGGUUUUCACCCAAGCCUGGUGUCUAAAAACUCACAUGAAGAAACAUCAGAACAGUAUGGAUCAUGGGUGCCGGAUCUGUGGACGUCGUUUUCGUGAGCCCUGGUUCCUACGUAGUCACAUGAAGACCCACAACACCAAGGUAAAACCAAGGAGUAACUCUUACCUUCCGGCCACUGUCAACGAGGUGGCGCAGGACGAGUCCAACUUGGUGAAUGAAGUGUGUCUGUAUGAACUCUGUGCCAAGUGUGGUAACUUCUUCCAUGACCGCAAAAGCUUGCAAUUGCAUGAGCAGGUUCACAAAAAUAUUGAGCAGCCUCUUAAAAACAAAAACUGCAAUGAAAACAACUUUCCAUCUGUCACCAAGACAAGCUUCCUGCAAUGCCUAAACUUGAAACCUGCAGGAAAUAUUGAGAACCCUAGUGAGGGAACCAUAGGGAAAAGAAUCCCAGAGCUUGAUCCUGUAAGCAGCUACCAAGCUUGGCAACUGGCAACAAGAGGCAAAUUGGUGGAGGUAACAGAGAGAAGCCAGGGCUGGGAAGAAAGGUUAGCUGAUGCGGAUGUAGCAUACGACAGGGAAAAAGGCGAGUAUGUCUUACUCAGACAGGACAAGCGGAAGAAAUCACUUGAUUCCACUGUGAGUAUCCCAACCAAGAAACGGAGAGGGGCUGUUACCCAAGGCUGCACUCCAGAUCAGCACAGCAAUGGAGAAAAGAACAGCCAUGUUUCAACAGGUGAGCGAAGCCCUGAAAAUCUGAGUGACUCUGAGUAUCGCCCUACUUCUCGCCCUAGCCGUAAAAAUUCCCAGAAAACUUCAGAGUGCUUGGAGUGUGGAAAGGGCUUCCGCACACAGCAACAGAUGGUGAUCCACAUGCUCAUCAGACAUGGUGGCUUGGGUGAAACCAUUGGUGGAAAUGGACUGUUCCGCAAAACAACGUCUAGCCCAUCUAAAACAGGGGAAUCUGCAGGACACUUCAGGGAUCAAAGACGGGCUGGGUUCUUGGGGGACACAGAUAAAAAGCCAUACACCUGUGAGCACUGUGACUUUUGCACCUCGGAGCCCUCAGCCAUCGCUGCCCAUAUCCAAACGCAUCAAUCGGCGGUCAGGGACUGGGGCCAGAGGAGUGAUGCCUUAACCAGCUCACUCAGCCAAAGCCAAACUCACCAAACCAAUCACACAGGCUUCCCAAGGCUGAGAAAUGCUCUUCUCCAACAGCCCUACUGGCCCUACACCACCUCAACUCACCUGGAGAGGGCAGCACUGAGUGACGCCGCUUUAAAGACAGAGGAAGAAAAGAGCAAGGGUUUGGAGGAAAGCAGCUCCACAGAUAAAGCGGAGUCUAAUCUGCUUAAUCUCUCAGUGGACGUGGAUAACAAAAAAGAAGUUUCGUCCAUUCUUUUGAACAAUUUGGUUAGACACCAGUGCCCUUAUUGCUCCUAUGCAACACACUACCCAGAAGUUCUCUGGAUCCACCAACGAAUCGCACACAAAAUUGACAGCACUACGUUGGUGCCGAAGUGGGCCCCAAAAAAUGGCCUUAAGGGGCCCAAAACGCUUCUUGAUUUCAAGAGACGCACCGGGCCACCUCCAUUUCUGGAGGGUAAGGACUGCCCGUCUCUGCCUCAGAUGAGAAGUUACAGAACCAGUCCACCUGAUUGCAGCCCUGGAGGGACGAAGAAAUCAAAACCUCUGACAAGUACUGUAGAGUCCAGCUCUUCGCAAAACAAGAGCUGGCACACAGCCACAGCGCCAGGGGCAUCAUCGCACUCGUCCAAACACAAAACCAGCAAGUCCAGGACAGAUGAGUUGGCAGGCAGUAAACACAAAACAGACAUCCAUCAAAACAACUCCUCACGGCCCAUGGCAAGUCCACAGAAGACUGGAAACCCAAAGACAGGUAGCCGAGUGGUGGAGAGUAGUUUGCUACCUCAAGAGGGACUUCAUUUUAUGCUCUCUAGCAAACACAACCUCUCGGAUCAGAGGAGCUCCAAAGCUCACGCUCCUCAGACCCCCAGUAAGUCUGAUUCUCAAGCUCAGGAUACACCGUCUGUGGCUGGGUACGACCCCUGGAACAGACUGGGCCUGAGUGGCCCGUCACCUCACUCUCAGUCCAAGAGACAGUCAACAGCCGAUGGUGCAGAAGGUGUGACGGACAUCCUGAGUUUUUUAAAGAACUGUAACCCUCACGAUCUUGCUGCCCUCUACCACCACUGGGGCUACAGUAGUGCCAUGACAGAGCAAGCAGGGUUGGCGAGGUCAGGGUCUCAGCAGGGGGAGUACGUGUGUCCGGUGUGCAGGAAGAGCUUCAACCAACCCAGCCAUUACCGCACACACAUGAGAUCACACACAGGUGAGCGACCUUUCCAGUGCCGAUACUGUCCUUACAGCGCCUCGCAGAAAGGUAACCUGAAGACUCAUGUUCAGACCGUGCACCGUCUAGCCUUCGACAACGCGCAGUACCCGGACAGGAGACUCCGCCAAGUCCCUACCAAUGAACCCAUGGACCCCCCUGGAUCCCUUCAAGCACCUCCUCAUGACCAGCUCGAAUAAAGUCUAUAAGAUGUCCAUCAAAAACUGUUGGAUGCAACUUUUAAGAAAGAUGUUGUGUAAUGUGCGGCAUUGGAUUUUUUUGUGUUUUUAGUUUAGCUCGACUUUCCCUAUUUCCUUUUUAUUACCACCUGACACAAAGCUCUAGAUUCAAACGAAACCAUGCAGAAAAGGCCAACGACAGGUUUGUGGCACGUUUACACCUCCUUUAUCCAGAACUUCUGAAACACUUGAGGGCUAAAGCCUCCUCAACAUGAGGUCAGAGCUGAUGGAGAAUGACAGUCAAACCCAAGGACUUCAGCUGAUCCCCUAAACUUGAAAUGCUGCCUCCGAGUUCCCCGAAAUGACUAGUUGUUAAUCAAAAUAGCCUUAGUAUGCAGUGAGUGUAGUUCAUGCGUGCGUGUGCGAUUGUGAUUUCCACAUUCUACUUCUCAGGACUUGAGUUAGACCUAAUUCCAAAGCCUGCAUUCAUUCACACCAGUGCAUAACUGCACGGAAAGGACAAAUGCAGUAAAAUUCAGUACUUGGAUUUGAGUUCUACUGAUUGUAGGCCUAUAUAUAUAUACAUAUAUAGAUGAGUGUGUUUUGUCUCUGGUUGGACAAACACUUGGCACUGUCAUCAAAAUAUGUCCUAAACACUUCUGUGUUCUGUUAUACCUAGGAUUUAAAGUAUUUGUGUAAGCGCAGCUGUAAUGUUACAUGGGUGUCAUAUUCAUAAGCAAUUUCUCUAAAGAGUUUCGAGCUUAAGGACACAUGCCAUAUUUUGCUUUAGUGUCAUCUGAUUGUUCCAACAAAGUCAGGAAUAUUAUUUGUGUCUGCGCUUAUUUUAUUUUUUAGACGUAGCCUACACAAGUGUUUCUCUUUUUUGUUUUUCCAUCAGAUGUUUGCCUCAGUGGAUUCUGAAUAAUUGUAUCUCAAACAAGAAAGACUGAUAAUUCAAUGGCACAUCAGGUUUAAAGCCAUGUUAAAAUGCUCAAGUUUUUGAAGAAGGAUCUAUUUUAAUCUUAACAUGCAGAGUUGCAAUGUUGUAUAAUCGUUUAAAUUAUUGCAUCAUAGAGAAACUAGUACAUAGUACAGCACUAGAUUUUGGGAUUUAGUGUGUUUUAUAAUAUUACUUAAUAAAGCUUUAGAAUGCCAUAUUUUUAGAGGUAAAAAGCCUAAAAGCAAAGAAAUUCCGGGCCAUAUAUUUCUAUGGGUGUUGUAUAUGGUAAUUAGUUAUUAACGGAUAUAGUUCAGCACAUCUGUGAAUGGCUAAUUACAUUCAAAUAUGUACAACAGUUAUGAACAACAACGACAAAAUCUAUCUAGAGUUUUAUUGUUGCCUAAAUCCUUGUGUUGGAAACUAAACCAAGAAAUCUGAUCCUACAUAUAUUUUUGUUUGUUUUAGAAGAACCUCCAAUGUGAAUUUGUGUUGAUGCUGAGCAGUCAAACAGAAACAUGUUGCAGGUUCUAGCAGUGGCCCAAGAACUGAGUUAUAGUGAACACGGUUCCAUCACCACUGCCUUUGAGCACUUAAAUCUUGGUUGCUCUAUUGGGUCUCCAUGUUCCUGCAGUUAAUGUCUUGAAAGUUGCAUUAGGUGAAAUGCGACUGAUUAAUUGUAAUUUACUAACUAACAGUAAAUCAUUGAUUUUUUUUUUCUUUUAAUUGGUAUUAGUACACAAGAAACAUGAAUAGCUUUUCCUGUUAGCUUUUAUUAAAUUAAAACCCCUGAGUACUAGAGCAGAAGACCUAAGAAAACCGAAUAGCAUGUUAUGAAUUAAUUUGCAAUUGGAUUGUUUUUUUUCUUUAUGUAACACUAUUAAUUUUGUGGUUUGAAUAGAAGUAGUAGUUGAAUGUAUGGAAUGUAUUUUGUGUGGUUUAAAAACUUUCUUUUCUUCCCUCCACAUAUAUUUUGUUCAAUUAAGUACAAAAAAAAGUCAGCUGUCAUCCUCGGAUCAUUUCCAUCUCAUACAUUGUCCAUUGUUAAGGUUUUGAACUGCUUAAAUUAAACUUUACUCUUUACUUGGA
Danio rerio (zebrafish) is the source of this 6292-nucleotide messenger RNA. NCBI's taxonomy places the organism in Eukaryota, Metazoa, Chordata, Actinopteri, Cypriniformes, Danionidae. The record is from RefSeq and is a predicted model, not a curated record.